Harpegnathos saltator (Jerdon's jumping ant) is the source of this 563-nucleotide messenger RNA. RefSeq lists its product as uncharacterized. The coding region runs from base 75 to 335 and encodes 86 amino acids. Lineage: Eukaryota; Metazoa; Arthropoda; Insecta; Hymenoptera; Formicidae. The record is from RefSeq and is a predicted model, not a curated record. The transcript has a single exon.
UCUAUCUCAUUGUCGGUCGGAUACGUUGACUCUGACUUUCGUGUCCGCGGUCACGGCCGCGAAUUUCUUUACGAAUGCAAGUCAUGAGCACUAUGAAUCCGUUGCUGAAGAUCGGCCUCCGACUCCUCGGUAUAUGGCCUAAUGUGCGGUACGCCUCCGUUUAUCGGCUAAUUUACAUGUUGAGCAUUCUAAUCCUGCAAUAUUGUCAAUAUCUGUACAUAUACUCGCACUUUAAGCUGAGCGAGCUGCCGAAUCUCGUAGAUAGCCUGCCCGCGGCUUUGGACUACACUCUGGCGGUGUUUAAAUUGCUGACGCUUUGGACGCAUCGUCGGUAAGACAUCUCGCAGCGAUGUAGUCGUAGAACAUUGCCUCUUUAUCUCUCUGAGAGAUGAGAUUGAGCCAUAGUGCUGUUUUAAGGGUUUCUCAUGUUUUAUACACAAUCCUAAAUAUUUCCUAAACAACAGUGUUACUUUGAGUCUCGUUUCAACACAUCCGUAUGCAAUUUCGCGCAUAAGAAACGAACGUCUUCGUUCCCUUUCUCUCGUUACAAUACCUGAAAGAUU